AUGAAUGGGGUCGGAGCCGCACCCACGCAGAAUUAUCCGGCAGGCGAUUGGCCACGCGAAGAUGUCGCGGAGGAAGGGGGUUCCUAUGAAUUCAUUCCUUUUGAUCUGGCGACUUGGGUUCAACACAGGUUGGCCGGUGACAUUCCCGAGAUGAUCCUUGCAAUUAGAGGUGCUUAUAGUUAUUGGGGUCAAGGCGCCCUUCAUGUUAAAGAGUCCUUUGCUCAUUUGGGGGCCUGGGGUCAACCCGUUCCACUGCUUUUAAACCUCAGCCGGUGCCUUUUGGAUAACGUUCGUGUGUCCGUAUGGAAGGCUGCGGGUCCCUUUAUUUUAAGCAGCUAA
Trypanosoma grayi is the source of this 339-nucleotide messenger RNA. RefSeq lists its product as hypothetical. The coding region runs from base 1 to 339 and encodes 112 amino acids. The transcript has a single exon. The record is from RefSeq and is a predicted model, not a curated record. NCBI's taxonomy places the organism in Eukaryota, Euglenozoa, Kinetoplastea, Trypanosomatida, Trypanosomatidae.